GGGAGUUGAGGGGCCCCCGAACACUGAUCUCCAAGGGGAAGGGGCGGGGUGAGACAGCCAGCGGUGAGUGACUUUAUGAUAGGGGAGCAGGGCGGGGGAGAAGGGGUCCAGGCGGGGGAAGGAGAGAGCAAGUGCAGACAGCUUGUGAUUUGUGGUCCAGAGGUAGGAAGCAGAUGUCUGGAGUGCUGAGAGAUGAGCGGUAGAGGAGUCUAACCCUUGGCACCUUAAAAGUAAGCAGGGUGGGGAGAUCAAACGCCUGAAUUCUCAGGACUGGGAAGAUAGGAUUCUAUUGAGAAAAUUUGUUGAGGGUAGCGAUCAAGGGGAGUACUCUCAUUGUCUAAAAUGAUGCCCUCCCCCUUUUCUCUGGUCCUUAUAGUUUCACUCCAGACCUCUCCCAGUCCCGUGAGACUUCGCCUGAUUUUAUACUGGGUGCACUAAAGGUUGCAUGAAUCCGGCUGGAUUCCGUAGUCUUCCUCGCUUCCUUUAAGGAGCGAGGCUUCCAAUCCAUCUCCUGCCUUUCUUUCCUCCUUCCUCCCGAACAGCCUUUGCUUCCCCUCGGAGUCUCAAGCAUCUGACCCGGGAGUCCUUUAUCGACUACUAAUAACGAAGGGUUAAGGGGGUGAAAAAGUAAAAGGAAAAAAGAGAGACAGCCAAGGUGUGUGGCUGGGAUGGGGACCCCGGGGGAGGGGCUUGGCCGAUUUUCCCAUGCCCUGAUCCGGGGGGUCCCAGAAAGUCUGGGCAAAGAGGAGGAAGGAAUAGCAGUUGGUCUCCCACCUCUGGACCUGGCGAAGGCACAGCGAGAACAUGGAGUGUUGGGAGGGAAACUGAGGCAGCGCCUGGGUCUUCAACUAUUGGAAUUGCCCCCUGAAGAACAACUGCCAUUUGGACCCCUGCUGGGAGACACAGUUGUGAUACACGGAGACACAGCCCUCAUCACUCGACCCUGGAGCCCUUCUAGGCGGCCGGAAGUGGAUGGAGUCAGACGGGCCCUGCAGGAUCUGGGACUGCGGAUCGUAGAGCUCAAAGAUGAGAACGCCACACUGGAUGGGACCGACGUGCUGUUCACAGGCCAUGAGUUUUUCGUGGGCCUCUCUAAGUGGACCAACCACCGAGGAGCUGAAAUUGUUGCCGACACAUUCAGGGACUUUGCCGUUUCCACUGUGCCCGUUUUGGGCCCUUCCCACUUACGAGGGCUCUGCGGAAUGGGAGGGCCCCGAACCGUCUUGGCUGGCAGCAGCGAAGCCGCGCAAAAAGCUUUGAGGGCUAUGGCGGCGCUGACCGAUCACCCCUAUGCCUCCCUUACUCUCCCAGACGACGCGGCCGCAGACUGCUUAUUUCUGAGGCCGGGACUCCCGGAGGCGUCUCCUUUCCUGCUGCAUCGAGGGUGUGGGGACUUGCCCAACAGCCAGGAGGUGCUGCAGAAACUACCUGAUGUGACUCUGGUACCAGUGUCUUGCUCCGAGCUGGAGAAGGCCGGGGCAGGGCUCAGCUCCCUUUGCCUCUUCCUCAACACCCGCCCCCACAGCUAAGAGAUCUCCAAAUGUGGAAUCAGUGAAGUAGGAAGAAUAGAAAAGGAAAGAUGAGUUUACCUGUGGGAUGAGAAGUAGAAGAAGCUAGGUGUGGGGUAGGAACCAGGGUUUGGGGUGGGGAAGGGGGAACAGAUCGGAUCCCUGAUAAUAAAAUGGAACUAACCUUUUAGGCUUCA
This is a messenger RNA of Antechinus flavipes (yellow-footed antechinus), 1705 nucleotides long. It is a transcript of the gene DDAH2, whose product is annotated as dimethylarginine dimethylaminohydrolase 2. Bases 669 to 1529 code for a protein of 286 amino acids. Gene Ontology annotation, molecular function: amino acid binding; dimethylargininase activity. Gene Ontology annotation, biological process: arginine metabolic process; positive regulation of nitric oxide biosynthetic process. The record is from RefSeq and is a predicted model, not a curated record. The transcript is spliced from 7 exons. NCBI's taxonomy places the organism in Eukaryota, Metazoa, Chordata, Mammalia, Dasyuromorphia, Dasyuridae.